Molecule: messenger RNA, 2245 nt
Organism: Cucurbita maxima (winter squash)
Lineage: Eukaryota; Viridiplantae; Streptophyta; Magnoliopsida; Cucurbitales; Cucurbitaceae
Product: ankyrin repeat and zinc finger domain-containing protein 1
Exons: 8
Coding region: 85-2109 (674 amino acids)
Molecular function (GO): protein binding
Source: RefSeq, a predicted model, not a curated record
AGAUUAAAUUUGUAAUCGUUCUUUCAAUUUUCGUCCUAAGAAAGGCUCUCAUCUCAAUUUCUCAAGGAACUCGACAAUACGGCCAUGGAGACCAAUCCCGCCGCUGCCGUCGUCGACGUUAGCAAUACCCCAAGCAUUCCGCCGGAGAAACGGAACCGUUCUAUCUUCAACGUCCCGCCGGACUUCUUCGCUUCCUGCAAACUCCUUCGUUCUCCACAUUCAUACACCUCAUCAACCAGCGGCAGCUACAGCUCAAGCGCAGAAAAUCCAGUCGAUUCGGAGCAGAAUUCUAGGGAUUUCAAAGAAAGUUCCGUUGCCCAAAGAUGGACCUGCAACACAUGCAAGGCCGAGUUCGAAUCCCUCCUCGACCAGCGUUCGCACUUCAAAUCCGACCUCCACCGGUUCAAUGUGAAGCUAAGCAUUGCUGGAAAGAAUAUUGUCAAGGAGGAUGAUUUUGAUGAGCUGACAUCUGAUUCUUUCAGAGACUUUGAUGUGUCAAGUAUUUCUGGAUCAGAGGACGAAACAGAGAAGGAGAUUUCCUCUCGGAAUGAAGGGUCUAAGGUAACAAAUGAUAGUGUGAACAAGAAGAAGUUGUUCAUUCAUCUUCAAACAGGUGAAAGAGUUUCGGUUUGGAAGUGUUUGCUCAUAAAUGAGUCGGAUAGUAUUUCGUAUGAGGAUGAUAAAACAUCGGUCGGCGGUAAUGGUAUUCAUUCACAAUAUCUUAGAGAGAAUGAAGUCAUAGCGAGAUUGAAAUAUCUAAAUCACGAGCCAAGAGAUGGCACCCAUUUGCGGAUAGUGUUGCUUGCAAGUGGUGGGCACUUUGCCGGUUGUGUUUUCGACGGGAACUCGGUUGUAGCUCAUAAAACCUUUCACAGAUAUGUAGUGAGAGCCAAGUCUGGAAAGAAGCAGUCAUCGAAAGAUGCAAGUGGCAAAACAAUCAGUUCUGCCGGGGCUUCACUUCGUCGUCAUAAUGAACUCGCGUUGAAGAAGGAAAUUCAAGAUCUCCUAGCUGCUUGGAAGUCCUAUUUUAAUGCUUCUUCUUGCGUUUAUAUUUAUGCUCCUUCAAACAACCGGCAAUUACUUUUUAAUGGGGAUAAGCCAUAUUUUAGCAAUCAGCGUUCUGCUGUUCGGAAUAUUCCUUUGACUGUUCGAAGGCCUACGUUAAAAGAAGCUCGACGUGUUUAUGAACAAUUGGUGCAAGUAGCAUAUGAAGUAGAAGAUAAGGAAAUAUUGUCCACCAGUGAGCACAAUUCACCUUCAAGUGUAGUUACAACAGACAAUGGCACCCAAGAUAUAGGUGAACCGAAGGUUAUUGGGGACUUGGAAAAGGAUGCUUGUACACAUCUUGAAGAAUCUGUUGAACAUCCAAUAACUAGAGAGAGUGAAAGUGAAAGUAUUUGUAUAACUACACCUCUGCAUGAAGCAUCACAGACUGGAAAUGCAGAUAAGGUUUUGGAACUCCUUAAACAGGGUCUUGAUCCUUGCGCCAAAGAUGAACGAGGACGGACUCCUUACAUGCUAGCAACUGAAAAGGAAGUCCGAAAUAGCUUCAGAAGGUUCAUGGCUUCAAACCUGGAUAAGUGGGAUUGGAAUGCUGCUAAAGUGCCGAGCGCGCUAACCAAGGAAAUGGAGGAAUCACAAGCUGCUAAGCAGGCAGAAAAAGAUGCCAAGCGAAAGGCACGAGCGAAGGAAUUGAAGAAGUUAAAGAAAGAAAAGGCCAAGAAAGCACAGGCCGAGGCCGAGGCUGCUGAAUCUCAAAAAGCUGCAAAGGCGGAACACGGCAGAGGAAUCGGCUCUAUUUUGAAUCCUCGAGCUGAAUCAACCAGUGGAAAACUGAUUACCAAAGAGAUGGUACAGGCUGCCGAGCGCGAAAAGAGAGCAGCAGCUGCCGAGAGGAGAAUCGCAGCCAUGGCCGCAGCUGCAGCCACCAAUGGUUCCUCGUCAACUAUUCCGAACAGCUCUCAGACUAAAACCGGGUUAGCCGGGGACAUCAACUGUUCCUGUUGCGGUAAGUCGCUAGCUGGUAAGGUUCCUUUCCACCGGUACAACUAUAAAUAUUGUAGCUCAACAUGCAUGCAUGUACACAAAGAGGUCCUUGAAGAAAACUAGCAUGGAUUAUUAUGAGGUUGAUACUCCUUUUACUUCAUAUCACACCAUUCUUUUCGUCCUGUUCAUCUGAAAUGCUUUAAGAACAAUGUCAGAUUAUUUGAAAGUUUCAAUUAUAUCUGCUUCUCUCCUUUUGGUU